GUAACGCACUAACGCCCGCUCCGAUCUAAAAUCUCCUACUGAAAGUCGUUGCAAAUUGACACUUGCCGUUGUAUUAAAUUCUGCAGACUACAACUUACUACUGUCGACUUCGGUCUACACAGUACACACACUACUCAACAGUACGGCCGUUGUAUAUUUUGUACGUGAGCUGAAGUCGAUUGUAUCGCUUAUUACGAUUUACGGUGCAAUAUUUUACGAGACAGUAAGUUUUGUACUUGAGUAUGUUUAACAGCAAUUAAUUAUUUAAAAAAAAGUACCUAUUGAUAAUUACGAAUCUGUAAUUUAAUGUCAAGUUUUUAACUUAGAAACCAUUAACAUUUAUAUUUAAAAAAAACCCUAUUUACAUUAGGAAUGUCUCUUUUAUUUAAUACAAGACUAGUUAAAUGCAUAAAAAGAAUUUUUCCUGUUGUCAAACAUAAUGUAUCGAUCAAUAGUUAUAAACAAAAAUUAGUGUUUCCUAAUUCAAAGCAAAGUGUACAAACUUCUAUAAGAUACAUUCUGUCAAAUCGUACGAAUGCAGCAAAAUCAAUUGUCUUUGGAUUUUCAUUGCUUGGUUUGAUUGGACUUGACGAGAGUGAUAAAGAUAAAGAACUAAUCUAUACCAUUAAAAAAGGCCUGUUGCACUUACAAAAUGAUGAUUACAAUGCUUUUGAACAAACAUUACAUGAGGCUCUCAAAAUGGCCUAUGAUUUAAAGAAUUUUGAUGGCGUUACAUAUGUAUACGAUGUGUUAGCAAAUGGAGCAUUUAUGAAUAAGGAAUAUGAAAAGGCAAAAAAUCUAUUUACCACAGUCAUUAGUCGGUUAUUUGAUCAAGGAGGCCUUGAAGACGAUCUUAACGUUCUACACAUAAGUCUUAAACUUUCUAAAAUUUACGAAGCUCAAAAAGAUUAUAAAAAUUCUGAAAUUGGUUACAUAUACUGUGUACAACGUUUGGAAAAGAAGUUUAAAAUUGAUCCUGAAAACGAAGACGUUUUAGGUUUAUAUGCUAUAACAUUAGACGCAUAUGCUCGCUAUUUAAUGAACCAAGGACAAACUAAGAACGCAAGAGCGUAUUUUAGAAAGGCCUAUAAUGCGAGUGUUAAGUUGAAUGGAGAAGUAUUUGAAAUGAAUGUAAUUUUAUUGAAUGAUCUGGGAACCCUAUGCUAUAUUCAAGGAAAGUUAGAUAAAGCAUUACACUACUUUAAAAAGGCAGAACAAAUUGGGCAACAUCUUCCUGACAUGGAAAAUUUUUCAACAGUAUAUAUAAACCUUGGUAACAUUUACUUAAAACAAGGAAUGUUAAAAGAAGCAGAACAAAAUUGUGUGGAAGGAAUGAAAAAUGCUAAAAGACAUCGUUAUGACGAAGGCAAAAAAGAAGCAGAAAUUUGUUUAGCUGAAAUAAAAAGUGCUAUGAAGUGACUAAUAUUAAGUGAAUUUAUUUUUGUUUUGUAGGCCAAAUGUUAAUUAGUAUUUUAUUUCUUCAAAUCUUUAAUGAUCUUUUAUUACUAUAAUUUUCUAUUGUAGAUAUAUGUAUGUAUGAAAUUAUUGUGUACAAGAAAUAAAUUGGAUGGUCGUAUGUUAUAUCAAAUUUUAAAAAUUUAAAAACAAAAUUCAUUAUUAUAGGUCUUUUCAAUGAUAAUAUAACUAGAACUUUUUAAUGUAAGUUUACAUUUUAUAACAAUUAUUACUUAAACUCAUUAGAUUAUUUUUUAUAAUUAUAUAAUUGUAUUGUUUGUACUGGCUGAUUAUUGAAUUUCUGAACACAGUUUCUUUUUACUUAUCUUAAGUUUAAGUAUCUUGUCAGUUAUUUUGAGUAACAAUUAAUUUUUAAUUAAAGUCUAUACACGCAAUAUCGUGUUAUACGAGUAAGACAAUUAUAAGUUCAGAAAUGUCAUGUUUAUUUUUGAAACUUUCAUAUAUAUAUUGUUUACUUAUAUGGAUUAGACACUGUACUGAAAUCUAAAUAGUUUUUAAAAUACAAUGGCAUAAUUAAUAUCAUUGAAAU
This is a messenger RNA of Metopolophium dirhodum (rose-grain aphid), 2005 nucleotides long. RefSeq names its product tetratricopeptide repeat protein 19 homolog, mitochondrial-like. The coding region runs from base 373 to 1419 and encodes 348 amino acids. NCBI's taxonomy places the organism in Eukaryota, Metazoa, Arthropoda, Insecta, Hemiptera, Aphididae. Gene Ontology annotation, biological process: mitochondrial respiratory chain complex III assembly. Gene Ontology annotation, molecular function: protein binding. The transcript has 3 exons. The record is from RefSeq and is a predicted model, not a curated record. Gene Ontology annotation, cellular component: mitochondrial inner membrane.